Molecule: messenger RNA, 1775 nt
Organism: Thalassophryne amazonica
Lineage: Eukaryota; Metazoa; Chordata; Actinopteri; Batrachoidiformes; Batrachoididae
Gene: gcnt7
Product: glucosaminyl (N-acetyl) transferase family member 7
Exons: 5
Coding region: 320-1714 (464 amino acids)
Cellular component (GO): membrane
Molecular function (GO): acetylglucosaminyltransferase activity
Source: RefSeq, a predicted model, not a curated record
AGAGAGAGAGAUGUGUGUGGAGGUGUAACUGCUGGCAACCAGGCAGGGACAGACUGCGUCUCAUGGGGAUGUGGGGAAGAGACAUUAUCAGCAAUGGCUGCAGCUCACAAAGAAAACAAACCGAUAUAAAUACUCGUUCUCACUCUGCACCGAUUCGAGCUGUAACAGCACAGCCACUAAAACGGUCAAAUCCAGCUGCUGCUGCUACGGCUGCUCAUGGCACCAAUGGGAAUGAAUCAUGUUCUUCAUCUGCCUCCGGAUGGAUUGGUUUAUGCGCUCGCAGAAGCAGUUCACGUGAUAAUCAGCAGAACAGACGCUGAUGUCUAAUGUCCAACUUAUUUCAUCUCAAAGACGACCAGCACAAAUGCUUCUGAAGAAUUUUAUCCGUGGUGGUGCUGUUGCAAUACAGAGAAGCAAGGCUAUUAUGAUCCAGCUUGAAAGGACAAAAUUCAGCUUCCUGUUGUGCCUUGGGAUGAGUAUCAUGGCCUGCUCAGUUAUUUACUUGAAGACCAGGAUACUAACAGAGCCCAAACCUAAUGAAGUGUCUCCCAGCUGCAGGCCUUUUUCCAACACAUGUAAACCUUUUCUGCUGGGCACUAAGAAAGGAAAAGAAUGGCACCGCCGUGACUGCCAGGUACAGAAGUAUAUUCUGAACAGUCAUCUUAAAUGUUCCAGUCUGACCAAAGACCUUCACUUCAUCACAAGACCUCUUAGUCAAGAGGAGGAGAAAUACCCUUUAGCUUUCAUUAUUACUAUUCACAAGGAGCUGGAGAUUUUUGUUCGACUGCUGCGAGCAAUUUACAUGCCGCAAAAUGUCUACUGCGUUCAUGUAGAUGCCAAGGCACCGUGGGAGUACCAGGAAGCUGUACGCAAGUUGGUCAGCUGCUUCCAAAAUACCUUUGUCUCCAGCUGGAGUGAGACGGUAACUUAUGCCGGGUUCUCCCGCUUGCAGGCAGAUUUGAACUGCAUGAAGGAUUUGGCAAAGUCAAAGAUCGGCUGGAAGAAGGUGGUGAAUCUGUGCGGACAAGAUUUCCCUGUCAAGAGCAACCUGGAGCUGGUGCGUUACAUGAAAAGCAAAGAGUGGAGAGACAGAAACAUGACCCCAGGGGUUAAGCAACCUGUGUCCAUGAGGUACAGGACAGAGUUUCAGUUCUUGGAGAUUGUGGGGUCUCAUGUAGCUCAAAAAGACAAGAGCCUGAAAAAACAACGUCCUCCACACAAUCUGCAACUGUAUUUUGGAACAGCGUACUAUGCACUGACAAGGGCCUUUGUAAACUUUGUACUGAAAAGCCAGAUAGCUCAAGACUUGCUGGAGUGGUCCAGAGACACGUUCAGUCCAGAUGAGCACUACUGGGUAACACUCAACCACAUCAAAGGAGCUCCUGGCAGCCACAUAGAUGGAGGCUGGGCUGGAGACAUCCGGGCAAUCAAGUGGAGGGAUCAAGAGGGAACUGUACACAAUGGAUGUAAAGGCCAUUACACAAGAGGCAUCUGCAUUUAUGGGAUGGAAGACAUACCAUGGAUCAUCAACAGGAACAGCAUGUUUGCCAAUAAGUUUGAGAGUAAUACCUUUCCUGAGGCGCUGGACUGUCUGGAGCAGUGGCACAGGAACAAGGUACUGAAUCAAACAAUUGUGCCUCUAGAGCCGUCAUGGCUGCUGGCCACACAGAGCAACUCCAGCAGCAGCUAUUUCAACAGCAAGGCUGGAGCAUAAACUUUCACUCAAGUUCCGAAAUACAAGAUGAAACAUAGGCCAUGUGACCUUAACUGGUUUG